UGGUCUGAAAACUCUGCGGAGGGGAUUAGAGCAUGAAAUAAACUUGAACAAGAAGCCGGGAUCAUGGCGGCACCGCUCGGGCGGGACACUCUACCUGACCACUGGUCCUAUGGAGUUUAUCGAGAUGGCAGGGUCUUCUUCAUCAGUGAUAAAACUCACAGCACUACUUGGCUCCAUCCUCGUACGAGUGAACCUGUCAACUCUGGACACAUGAUACGAUCAGAUUUACCACUGGGAUGGGAAGAAGGAUUCUCGGACGAGGGGGCCAGCUACUUCAUUGACCAUAACCAGAAGAGAACGUCGUUCCGACACCCUGUGACUGGACAGAUAUCUCCAGAAAACACUGAAUAUAUGCUCCACGACAAGACAGAGUCCCGGGGCAUGUCCAAGCCACGGCCACCGGUCAGUCAGAGGCCCCCCAGCAUGGUCAGCCAGACUUCCAAGUCUGUGACCUCAUCAACAGUGGACGCCACCUCAGGGUCAAAGCCGCAGGGCUCUAGGAGUAGUGGCAAAGUACACAGCUUCGGCAAGAGGGACCAAGCCAUCAAGAGGAACCCCAAUAUCCCUGUGGUUGUCAGGGGAUGGCUCUACAAACAGGACAGCUCUGGAAUGAGACUGUGGAAGAGGAAGUGGUUUGUGUUGUCUGACUACUGCUUGUUUUAUUACAAAGACAGCAGAGAGGAGAUGGUUUUGGGGAGCAUCCCCCUGCCCAGUUAUGUCAUCGCCCCUGUGGAGCCUGAUGACCACAUCAGCCGCAAGUAUGCCUUCAAGGCGAGCCACACAGGAAUGCGCUCCUACAUUUACAAUAAAAACUCUGUGAUUGGCUCGCAGGCAGAGCACGGUGGGAUGAGGACGUACUUCUUCAGUGCCGACACCCAGGAGGACAUGAAUGGUUGGAUCCGAGCCAUGAACCAGGCUGCUCUCAUGCAGAGUCAAGGCAUCAAGAGAGAGGCAGUCAGAGAGAGACCAGAAAUGUCAGUGCAGCAGGCGGUACCACAGACCAACCACGUUAACAACAACACCAGUAAGAGCCCCUCCCAGUCGCGUUCAGGGAGCCUCCAGCGGCCCGAGAGAGAGGAGCCUCCGGAGGGGGAGAUCCGACUGAGACAGGGGGACGAGGAGAGGUACGUGUUGGAGGCUCCUAGAAAACUCAGCCAUCCAGCCACGGAGGUAGAGGUGGACAGGCUCUCCCCAGACACUCUCCCUGGACCCUCACACCCCAGGAAUGGCCAGGCCCACAAAGUCCUCGCCACGCUGCCCCCUGAGCAGAAUGGGAACGUUGUGUAUAAGAGGGGCCUUGUCCCACGGACAGCCACAGAGAAGCAGGUGCAGAGGAAGACUGCUCUGGCUCAGGUGGAGCACUGGGUCAAUGUACAGAAGGGAGAUCCCAAGAGCAACACACCUACUACUGAGUACGCCCUCCCCCUCCCUCGGCGGACGCCUCCCCUGCAGCCUAAGGCCGUGGUAGUAGAGGCCUGCCAGACAUUGCCAAAGACUCCCAGACUCCCGUCAGGCGGGAGCUCCCCUUCGGCGCCCCGCAACCUGCCCAGCGACUACAAAUACGCCCACGACCGGCUCAGCCACUUCCGCAUGUCCACCGAUGAGCGCAUGGCCACUAAGGAGGGCAUGGUAUGGCAGCUGUAUGAGUGGCAGCAGCGCCAGCAGUUCCGCCACGGCAGCCCCACGGCGCCCAUCUACACCGGGCCAGACUUUCUGGACACCUCCUCCUUCAGGGUCACUGUGGAGAUGCCUCGCUCCAUCUCUGUGCCCCCUUCCCCCUGUGAAGUCCCCCCAUCUGUCCCCACCUUCAAACCACUGUCCCCCCACAGGCCACACACCCCCUCAGACAGGGUGACGGUCAGGCCGCUGGAUGAGGUGCCACCUGGGGAGUCGCCCACCGGCUCCAGUUCUCCUAGACGGGUGUUUUCUCAGCUCUCUAAGACUAGUCAGCUGGAGAGACGGUCAAUGCCAGCCAUGGGCUACAUCACACACACAGUCAGCGCACCAAGCUUGCAUGGGAAAACGGCAGAUGAUACUUACAUGCAACUGAAGAAGGACCUGGAUUAUCUAGAUCUGAAGGUGGGCCCCAAGAGAAAAGAUCAUAUCAAAAGUAUUGACCCGUUGAUCGUUAUGGUACACAAUGUGUUAGAAAACACCCCUCCUGGUUUUGGGUCCAGUUGGAAUGUUACAGGCCGUGAAACUCUAAAAGACAGACCAUCGAGACCUGUUAAGAUAGCAGAGAGCGAUGUUGAUGUGAAGUUAAGCCGACUGUGUGAACAAGACAAGAUCCUUCAGGAGCUGGAAACAACGAUACGCACGCUCAAGGAAGACAAGGACAAGUUGGAGUCUGUGCUGGACGUGUCCCACCAGAAGAUGGAGCAGUACCGGGACCAGCCGGCCCACCAGGAGAAGAUAUCCUACCAGCAGAGACUACUGCAGGAGGAUGUGGUGCACAUCAGAGCUGAGAUCUCUCAGGUGUUCACGGAGAUGGAGAAUGUGUGGAACGAGUACAGCAGCCUGGAGAGAGAUGUAGACUGGUUGAGGACAGCUCUGGAGGGCCAGAUGAACCGCAGUGGUCUCACUCAGAAGGAGAAGUCCCAGAUCAAGAGGGAGUUGUGGAGGAUUGAAGACGUAAUAGCAGGCCUCAGCUCCAGCAAAGCCAACUACCAAGUCACCAUCUCCUCUGUGACCAACCCAGAGAGAAAACUUGUGCCUUCCGUGUCGCCGUCGUCAGUGCCUUCUCUGUCUGCCAGUCCCUCCCUCGGAGAGAUGAGACUGGCCCAGCAGCACAGCCCCCACCUCAGCCCCACAACCCCCACCUCCACCCAGCACACCACCACAGCCCUCGCCAUGUCUGUGCCAAAAUGGGCAGAUGAGGGCGCCCCUCCCCGACCACCACUACCUCAGCUAUACAGUCCUGAGGACCACGCCCCCGCCGUGCCUCCGCUGCCCAGGGAAACCAGUGUCAUCAGACACACGUCUGUACGAGGCCUCAAACGGCAGUCUGACGAACGCAAGCGGGACAGGGAGAUCGGCCAAUACACCAACGAAGACAACAAGGUGGAGCUGCGCACCUUCCUGAGUGAACCUGAGCUCCUGGGAGUGGGAGGGUCUGGUCACAUGAGGAUGGGGUCCUUGGGGCAUGAUGGUGGCUACCAGACCCUGCCAAGCAGAGGGCCGGCUGGCUCCUCAUCCAGGCUAAAUCAGUCCACCAACAUCUCCUCAUAUGUUACCCUCCGAAGAGGAGCCUCAGCCGCCUCAGGCCUGAAGGAGAGACCAAAGAGUGCCUUGGAGCGUCUGUACUCUGGGGAUGUGCUGCAGCAGAGCAGGGGGAGGAUGAGUGCUGAGGAGCAGCUGCAGAGGAUGAAGAGGCACCAGAAAGCUCUGGUCCGCCAGCGCAAGAGGACCCUGAGUCAAGGAGAAUGCCAUGCCUCUUCAUCACGAGCCUCCUCCUCCUCAUCAUCACAGCAACGCCCCCUUUCCGCAGACCUGGGCUCAUGGAGGCGAGAGCAGGAGUUUGACCUGCAGUUGCUGGAGCGGGCGGUGCAGGGGGAGGAGACGCGGGGCGUGGUCCAGGGUGAGGAGUGUCCAGCAGAGCACAGUGAUAGACCUCGGUCCCAGUCAGAUGAGUGGCUGACCCUCCGCUCUACAGCCACGUCCACACUUACCCAGGAGGUGGACCUGGAGACGCUGGACUAUGACCUGGACCUCAGCCGAGAGCUGGCCAAACCUCAGAAGGUGUUAAUCCCUGAGCGCUACAUAGACACAGAGCCUGAGGAACCUCUCAGCCCUCAGGAGGUGGAGGCUCGCCAUCGCAACAUGGAGCGCAUCAAGAACAUUCUGGCCAAGUCCAGUGUUCAGAUCCUGGCGGGGCCCUCUGUGGCGGUGGACCAGCCAGAGGUGGUGGGUCUGGACUCAGCCCUACUGAAGCAGGAGAGGAUCAUCACCAUGUCUUACGCCCUGGCCUCAGAGGCCUCCCUCAAGAGCAAGCAGGUUGCAGCCAAUGCGCUUUCUGGACACUGAGGUGCUGUUCCAUGAUGACAAUACAACCUGGAUUCUUGAGGAAAGAAAGACUUUGUUUGGUGCUGACAGUUACACUGUUAUACAGUAGAUGAGUGUUAGUGAACAUUUAACCUGCCCUCAGCAGCACGCAGCAGGACUUACUCGCUGAUGCAUUUUUUGGAGCUAAAAUGAAGUAAACUAUUUUCUUAAGAAAAUGUAUGUCUGCCAUGAAAGCUGCUGUGCAUAUUAACUUUGGAAGUGUGUAACAGAUGUUAAUCCCAUAAUAGAAAAGUUUUUUUUACAUGUUAUUGCACUUUUAGCAUUAUACUGUAUCAUAGUGAAGAACUGAAAGAGAUAUUUUCAAGGUGAGAAUGUUUUGUCUUGCAGUGUGAUCUGAAUUUGGAGGGAACUUGUAUUUAGGUUUUUUUUUUUAAGUUAAUGAGAGUAUUCACCAACUAGAAGGUCGAUAUGAACAUAAGGUACUGAACAUGUGUCAUGUUGAUUGUAUUUUUGUCAAAACUCCGAUGAUAUUCUUACACCAAAUCACUUGAAAUGUAAUUUGUGUUUGUAUCUAGCACUGCCAGUCUCUUAAUGGCUUGCCAAAUGGAUUUUAUUUUUGCUUACAACAUUGGGAGGAGAAUAACAUUGAACAUAAUAUUUUCUGGAUGGCUUAGGCAGGUUGCACAAUGAUAAUUAUAAACAUUUUAAAUAUUAAAGAUAUUAACAUGA
This is a messenger RNA of Oncorhynchus nerka (sockeye salmon), 4731 nucleotides long. Its product is annotated as pleckstrin homology domain-containing family A member 7-like. Gene Ontology annotation, molecular function: protein binding. Lineage: Eukaryota; Metazoa; Chordata; Actinopteri; Salmoniformes; Salmonidae. The record is from RefSeq and is a predicted model, not a curated record. Bases 64 to 4023 code for a protein of 1319 amino acids. The transcript has 28 exons.